Messenger RNA from Oryza sativa Japonica Group (Japanese rice), 1787 nucleotides. Lineage: Eukaryota; Viridiplantae; Streptophyta; Magnoliopsida; Poales; Poaceae. The record is from RefSeq and is a predicted model, not a curated record.
CCCCCCCCCCCCCCCCGCCGAGAUGGCGGCUGCGACGGCGGCGGCGGGAGCAGCCGCCGCCGUAUCCCUGCUCGCGUGCUACCUCCUCCUACACAGGGACGGCGCCAAGCUGCCGUGGGUCGGGCCCACGACGAGGUCCUCCCGCUCGAGCGGCCGGCGGACGCGGCGGAAGGGCCUCGUGGAGGCCAUCGGAAACACGCCCCUCAUCCGCAUCAACAGCCUCUCCGACGCCACAGGGUGCGAGAUCCUGGGGAAGGCCGAGUUCUUGAAUCCCGGAGGCAGCGUGAAGGACCGUGUGGCAGUUAAGAUCAUCGAAGAGGCUCUGGAAUCUGGUGAUCUUCUCUGUGGUGGUACAGUAACAGAGGGGAGUGCUGGAAGCACAGCUAUUAGCUUGGCCAUUGUUGCUCCUGCUUAUGGCUGCAAAUGUCAUGUUGUUAUUCCUGAUGAUGCUGCCAUUGAGAAGUCUCAAAUAAUCGAGGCGCUCGGGGCUACAGUUGAACGAGUGCGCCCUGUUUCAAUUACACAUAGGGACCAUUUUGUCAAUAUUGCUAGAAGAAGGGCUUUAGAAGCAAACAAAUCAGCAGCGGCCCAGAGAGAGUCAAGGUACAAAGAAACUAAUGGUUCAGCGCAUGUCAAUACUAGAAUAAUGCACAGCAAGAUAACAGCAAGCAAAGGGGAGUCAAACAAGGCACUAACUAACUGUUCAGCCAAUUCUGAAAUACAAUAUAACGGGAAGUGUGAUCAUGACUCUGAUUCAAAGGGAGGUUUCUUUGCUGACCAAUUUGAGAAUAUGGCAAACUACCGAGCCCAUUAUGAAUGGACUGGUCCUGAGAUAUGGCAACAAAGUAAAGGGACACUGCAUGCCUUUGUUGCUGCAGCUGGCACUGGUGGCACAAUUGCUGGAGUCUCACGGUAUCUUAAGGAAAAGAACACAAACAUCAAAUGCUUCUUAAUGGACCCACCUGGAUCUGGUCUGUUCAAUAAGGUUACUAGAGGGGUGAUGUACACAAAAGAGGAAGCUGAGGGCAAAAGGCUGAAGAAUCCUUUUGACACUAUUACUGAAGGAAUUGGAAUCAACAGGGUUACAAAAAAUUUUAUGAUGGCGGAACUGGAUGGAGCUUACCGGGGAACAGAUAGGGAAGCUGUUGAGAUGUCAAGGUUCUUGUUGAAAAAUGAUGGGCUGUUCGUUGGGAGUUCUUCAGCCAUGAAUUGUGUUGGUGCUGUAAGAGUUGCUCAAGAUUUAGGUCCAGGACAUACAAUUGUGACAAUUCUCUGUGACAGUGGGAUGAGGCAUCUAAGUAAGUUCUUCAAUGACCAAUAUUUGGCUAACCAUGGCCUGACACCAACAGCUACCGGUCUGGAAUUUCUUGAUUGAUGAGAAAAUUUCAUGGGGAAUAUACAGUCUCAGCAAGUUUUUCAUGAUGUGAUGUCUGCCCUGAUAGCUGGUGAAUACUGACGAGCUGGAACAUAGCAGAUCUCAUCCAGCAAGAGAACUGCUUGCAUCUCUGGAUUGGUACAAAAAUUUUGUCGUACGGCUUUAAGUUAUCCUCAAAAUACAUUGUGAUGUAUUUUAAUUAGCUGGCAUUGCCAUUGAUAGGGGCUGGUAUAGCCAAACCUGCAUUUCUUGUAGUUUUGGCAUAUUUCAUUAGGAUGUAUUCAGUAAACUGUAAAAGGAUGUUUUUUUCCCACUGAAUCUUAUAUUAGUGUUUUUUGGCUAAGAGACUGGGAAUUUGUUCGGGAGAUCAUUUAUUCUUUUGAAAUCCAUGUGUUGUACACUGGCCAAGUUA